GCGUCAAGGUCGUCUACGAGUGGUGGGACCAGGAGCGGGUCUCGAAGGCGGGGCUCCUCGACCUGGAGGCGAACCUGAAGAACAACAAGCAACACGUCAAGGAGGAGUCCGGCGAGACGAAGAUCUUCGCGCAGAUGUUGGCGGAGCACCGGAUCGACACCGCCGUCUUCGGCAAGGGCAAGGCCAAGACCGUGGAGCAGCUGGCCGCGGAGGUGAACAGCGGCGCCUCGCGCCUCAUGCUCGACGCCACCGAGCACAAGAAGCUGGUGCGGGUGGUGGACGUCGUGGCGCUGCGGCUGAACUCGCCUAUCAGAAUGGGCACGGGCGCGGACAGCCGCUUGCAGCCCGGAGAAGUUCCCCGACGGGAGGCAGCGCGCCACCGUGCGCCUCCCGGGCACCAAGAAGGAGCCGCACGAGAACACCAGGCAGACGGCGGAGAGGGUGCUCAAGGAAAUGCUGAAGAUAAAGGCGGCAACAGCGAAUGA
Molecule: messenger RNA, 485 nt
Organism: Prorocentrum cordatum
Lineage: Eukaryota; Dinophyceae; Prorocentrales; Prorocentraceae
Source: the annotation of a GenBank genome assembly